Messenger RNA from Dendrobium catenatum, 2468 nucleotides. Its product is annotated as exocyst complex component EXO70B1. Bases 167 to 2155 code for a protein of 662 amino acids. The record is from RefSeq and is a predicted model, not a curated record. Gene Ontology annotation, biological process: exocytosis. Gene Ontology annotation, cellular component: exocyst. The transcript has a single exon. Gene Ontology annotation, molecular function: phosphatidylinositol-4,5-bisphosphate binding. NCBI's taxonomy places the organism in Eukaryota, Viridiplantae, Streptophyta, Magnoliopsida, Asparagales, Orchidaceae.
AAGCCGUCAAGCUUGCCGUGGAAUUCAGCUUGCAAGCACAAGAGACGACGGCUUCCUUUCCAGUCCUAACCCUACCACAAAAUUCCUCUUUUCUUCUGCUACCAUUUCUGAUAUACAUCUCGGUUUAACGAUCUUUGAAGCCCUACCGACCUGCGGAACUCUCGUAAUGGCGACAGCGACGAAGGUGGAUGGCCAGGACAAGGUCAUCGCGACGGCGCAGCAGAUUGUGAGGAGCCUGGCCACCUCUAAGAACGCCGCCGAAGACAUGAUCCGCAUACUCUCUGGUUUCGACAACCGCCUAUCUUCUAUGAACGAUCUCUUACCGACUGCCGGCACCGGCUGUUCUUCUCCGACCACUGGAAGGGUUGAUGCCAGGAGAGAAGUCCCCGCUGUUGGAGAAUAUCACCUCGAAGAAGCUGAGGAGGUUAUUCAGCGCUGGGAAUCUUCCGAUUCCCUCCUUUGGGAGGCAUCUGCUGAAGAGGCUGUCGAGUACCUUGACGCUGUCGACGAGCUCAUCUCACUCCUUGAGUCCGAGUCUUUCCCCGAGGAGUUCCGUGCCCGGGCUGAGAUUGCUGUCCAGAUCGCUAUGGCGCGGUUGGAAGACGAGUUUCGCCAUCUGAUGAUCCGAAACACUGUCCCGCUCGACGCCGACAGUCUCCACAGCUCGAUCCGUCGUGUUUCGCUUUCUUUCAACUCUGUCCCUGGUGAUUCAGUCGAGGACUUUGAGGAAUCGGUCGAUGAGGACCAGAACUACGAGACCAACCUGGAGUCACGCGGCAGUAGCUUUAUCUCUGGUGACCGGAGAAUCGAUCUCGUGCUCCCAGAGGUCGUGUCCGAUCUGAAGGAGAUUGCCGACCGCAUGAUCUGGGCUGGAUAUGGGAAGGAGCUCUGUCAGGUUUACAGCAGCAUCAGGCGUGAUAUACUCGACGAGUGCCUCUCAAUCCUUGGCUUGGAACGGAUGAGCAUUGAGGAGGUUCAGAGAAUUGAGUGGAGAGCUCUGGAUGAGAAGAUGAAGAAGUGGAUUCAGGCGAUGAAGGUUAUGGUCAGGAUUCUGCUGACAGAGGAGAAGAGGCUCUCUGAACUGAUAUUUUCUAUAUCUGAUGACAUCAAAGAAGAAUGCUUUACAGGAGCCGCCAAACCUUGCAUCUUGCAGAUUCUGAAUUUUGGGGAUGCUAUAUCCAUUUGCCAGAGGUCUUCAGAAAAGCUUUUCCGAAUUCUUGAUAUGUAUGAGGCUUUGGGGAAUGUCAUUCCUGAGCUGCAUUCCCUGUUCUCUGCAGAGGCUAAAAAUCUUAUAUGUGGUGAGGCUGAGGGAAUUCGUAAGAGAUUGGGGGAUUCCGUCCGAGGUACUUUCAUGGAAUUUGCUAAGGAUGUUCAGAAAGAUGUUUCACGUAGGCCUCUACCAGGAGGUGAGAUUCAUCCACUUACCCGUUAUGUUAUGAAUUAUGUCAAACUGUUCGUGGAUUACAGCAGCUCCCUUGACGUGCUCUUGGACGAUGAAAAUGUUCUGGGAGGAGGCAACGGUGAUGAUACCCAAAUUUCGGGAAGUAUGACACCAGUAGGCCGUAGUUUGCUGAUGUUGAUGUCUUAUUUAGAGUCUAAUCUUGAUGAGAAGUCGAAGCAUUAUGAAGAUGGCGGUCUUCAGUGCAUAUUCUUGAUGAAUAAUAUACUCUAUAUGGUGCAGAAAGUUAGGGACUCUGAACUUCUUGGACUUUUAGGGGAUAACUGGGUCCGAAGGCACCGAGCUCAAGUGAAGCAAUAUGCCAACAGCUACCUCAGAGCUUCUUGGACCAAAAUUUUGUCAUAUUUAAAGGAUGAUGGAUUGGGAGGAAGUGGAAGUACUAGCUUAAGUGGUGCACCUAAAAGGACCAUCAAAGAAAAGUUUAAGAGUUUCAACUUAGCCUUCGAAGAAAUAUACAGAAUUCAGACCACUUGGAAAGUUCCUGAUUCUGAGCUCCGUGACGACUUGUGCAUAUCUAUAUCUGAGAGGGCGAUCCCAGCUUAUAGAGCAUUCUUGGGAAGAUUUGGUGUGCAAUUGGAGGCUGGACGGCAAGCAGAAAAGUACAUAAAAUACACAGCUGAAGAACUGGAACAGUUCAUCUCUGAGUUUUUUAAAGGGUCGUCUGGGCCAUCAAACCUCCUUAGAAAAAAAGCUUAACUCAUAGCUAAAGUGAUUUAUAGUGAUGUUGGUGUUUUCCGUUCUCAUUGGUCAUCAUACACAUACUUCACAGAGUUCAGGUGCCUAGUGAAUGUAAGAUUAGUAAGGUUUAUCUUUUGGUUUUUUCUUUCUAGUGUUCUCCUAUUUUUAUAUUACUUACAAUGUUUUUAUAGCCUUUUCCUGAAGGCUUUCUGUUAUGAUGUUCAAUAUUGCUGUAGAUAUCAUGUACAUAUAUGUUAUCUACUCAAAUGUUAAGUCUUAUUAGACUCUUCAAAUCUUCUCUAUGCGGAAUGAUUAAAUGUUUGUUGUUCCC